Molecule: messenger RNA, 674 nt
Organism: Trifolium pratense (red clover)
Lineage: Eukaryota; Viridiplantae; Streptophyta; Magnoliopsida; Fabales; Fabaceae
Exons: 5
Coding region: 45-446 (133 amino acids)
Source: RefSeq, a predicted model, not a curated record
CAUAAUUAGCUUAGCGGAUAGAAGAGAAACGAAACAUCAACAACAUGGCGAGCACCGCUCUCUCUGCCGCCGAAUCGGCAAACACCACCCGUCAGUCCCCAAAGAAGGAGGUAAAGGUGGAAGGUGAUGCUAUCAAAAAUGGGGUUUUCUUUUCUGAUGAAAAAAAACCUGACCUUAACGAUGGACUCGAUCACCUGGACAGCCCACAGUGCAUUGAGAGGUUCACAAAAUAUGAGAAUGAAUACACUCAUCGUUUGUUGGCCAAAUAUUUCUCUGGCAAAAGCCUUAAUGGAGGCACCAGUUUUUAUGAGGAAACAACAAUAGACGGUGAAAUUGUGAAGUCAAGCAGGUUAUUGUACGCUUAUGAAAAUGCACUGCACCGGCUUACACAUACAUGUUGCACAUACGUGUUGAUAAAUUCCUUAACCUCUUACACAUAUAGGUAAGAAAACAUUUAAAUUAAGUUUGUUAAAACACUCCCUGCAACUGAAGGUAUAUUGGUUGGUAUCAAUGGGAGAUUGGAAGGAGUAAAAGUCCAUGUUCAUUGUUGCAGGUGUGGUUUUUUUGUUUGUUGCAGGCGCGAGUAAAAAAACUUAACCAUAAGUAUUAUUAGUUAUUAAUCAUAGCCAUUGAUUAAUAUUAAAAUUAAGGGUUUUGAUUGGGAGUAACUAUUA